AUGGUCAAGUUGUCGUCAUCAAAUAUCCAACUUAUUUCAGAAAAUUCAUCUGCUGCUGAUCGUAGUAUUAAAAAAGAUGAAAAAGAACGUCGUUAUGAACAACUUUUCCCUCCAUAUCACCCGUGUAAACCAUAUGUUAUUCAUUUUAUUAAUUCAUUAACAACUGAAGAAGAAUUAAAAAUAUUAUGCAAUGUUAUAAAAUGUACAACUGAUUUUAUAUUUGAUACAGAGUCUGAUAUUCAUUAUCAUGUUCCUGCACUUAUUCAAAUUUUAUUGGUACAACAACACUCAGAACAUUCUGUAAUUUUAUUAAUUGAAACAACUCAUUUACCUGAUAUAUCAUCAUCUCGUUUUCCUGAAAUUCAGAAUUUAUUUUAUCAUUUAUUCCGUAGUGGAACAAACUUAUAUUCAUGGGGAUCAUUAAAAGAUGAAUUAACUCGAUUUGAAAUUUAUCAAUUAUAUUCUUUAUCUAUUCCUUCACGAAUUUUUGAUGUUCAACGGUUAUUUACAAGAUGGUUCGAUGAAUGUAUUCAUAUCAAAUCUGAUGACAAAGAUAAUACAAUUAAUUAUGAUGAUUCAAUUAUUAUUCAUGCACCUGCAUUAGAUCCAGAAUUAUUUUUACCACCAGAAAUGAUGAAUCGUCUUAAAGUUAUGAAUAAUCAAUUAUGGAGUCUUCAAGACGCAAUUGCUUAUCUUUUUUAUAAAUAUUUAUCAAAACGAGAUACAUUAAGAUCAUGGUCUAUUGGUUUAGAUAAACGAUUAUCAUCACGUAAUAAGAAUUAUUCAUUAAAUUAUCGAAAACGUCUUAUUCAAUAUGCGUCAUAUGAUUGUCUAUCAUUAAUGGAAAUAAUAUUAUUUAUGCACGAAAAUCAUUUAUCUGUUCUUCAUGAUAAUGAUUUACAUAUCCAAUCAUUAGGAGAGUAUUUUUUUUAUUUAACUACAAAAUUUAGUCCUUCUCCUUCUUCCUUUCAUUUAGUUAACAAUAGUCAAAUGUAUGAAAUGUUGUUUGACGAUGAAAGCGAUGAAUCUAUGACCGGUCAUGAAUUAAAUGAACGUCAUCAGAUUUCAUCUGAAGCUCAAACAGAUGAACAAUAUUUGAAUAUAUUUUUACAUCCAGUUGAACCUCAACCAAGUGAACAAAUUGAUCAAAUUCGACAAGAAAUUAAUUGUUAUAUAUCGAAUGAUCAAUGUUUAACAAUUGAUCCACAAUCAAAUAAUUAUGAAUAUUAUAUAGAUAUUAAUUCAUCUGAAGAAUCUAAUUAUUAUCAUCAAAUGAAUCAUCAUCAAGAAUUUGAAAUGAAUUAUCAUGUUCAAACAAAUAAUUUUGAUGUUAUUUCUAGUUCUUUAAAUAAAACAAAAUCAAAAUCAACAAGAUCUGAAUCUGCACGAAAAAGAAGAAAUCAAAAAUCAAGUAUACGACAUCGAAAAAAUCGAUAUACCUUUGAAAUUACACGUCCAGUUAAUACCACCAUCACCAACGUUAAGAAAAUUUUACGUUCUUAUGCUGUACCAUAUAUCAAUGUUAAUAUAGUUCAAUCAACACUUUAUAUGGGAUUAACAUCACAAGAUUUCAAGGAUUACUUCAAUCAAUUAUUACCAAUGGACAUAUUUAUUUAA
Messenger RNA from Rotaria sp. Silwood2, 1617 nucleotides. The record is from the annotation of a GenBank genome assembly. NCBI's taxonomy places the organism in Eukaryota, Metazoa, Rotifera, Eurotatoria, Philodinida, Philodinidae.